AUGAAGCAACACUUAGCAGGAGUAAAAGGGGAUAUUGGAAAGUGUCCGAAGGUUCCAUUUGAUGUUAGAUUCAAUAUGAAUGAAUCACUAAAAGAAAUAGGAGUAAAGAGUAAGGAAAAAGAAGAUUUUUGGAAGCAUGCAACUCCUUUUGGUGCUGCACCUAUGUUGGAUGUUGUAGCUGCAAUUGGCCCUGGGUAUAAACAACCUACUUAUGAUGCUAUGCGUGUGAAUUUGUUGAGAGAUGCUAAGAAGGAAGUCCAAUUAAUUGUUGACAAUUAUAAGAGGAUUUGGCAAGAGGUUGGAUGUACAUUAAUGGCUGAUGGUUGGACUGAUACUUGCCAUAGAUCAUUGAUUAAUUUUCUUGUGUACUGUCCUAAAGGUGUUUGCUUUAUAAAAUCAGUGGAUGCUUCAGAUGUUGUAAAGGAUGCCUUUACAUUAUUCAAGUUGUUUGAGGAAAUGGCUUUAUGGGUUGGACCAAACAAUAUUAUCCAUGUUGUCACAGAUAAUGGAGCAAAUUAUAAAGUUGCUGGAAGAAUGUUGUCUGAGAAGUAUGAGAAUAUUACUUGGUCACCCUAUGCAGCCCAUUGCUUAAAUUUAAUUUUGAAAGAUAUAUCUGAGUUGGACCACAUAGUGCAUCUUACAAAACGUGCUUCUGAAGGUUGGAGAGAAAUCAUACGACCAGGUGCAACUCGAUUUGCUACUACUUUCAUUGCAUUAAGAAGUCUACAUGAGCACAAACAUGACUUGCAAGCUAUGGUGACUGAUAGGUUUUUCUAG
This is a messenger RNA of Pistacia vera, 777 nucleotides long. RefSeq lists its product as uncharacterized. The coding region runs from base 1 to 777 and encodes 258 amino acids. The transcript has 3 exons. The record is from RefSeq and is a predicted model, not a curated record. NCBI's taxonomy places the organism in Eukaryota, Viridiplantae, Streptophyta, Magnoliopsida, Sapindales, Anacardiaceae.